Messenger RNA from Cajanus cajan (pigeon pea), 2032 nucleotides. RefSeq names its product UDP-Glycosyltransferase superfamily protein. The record is from RefSeq and is a predicted model, not a curated record. Gene Ontology annotation, molecular function: mannosyltransferase activity. Gene Ontology annotation, cellular component: endoplasmic reticulum. NCBI's taxonomy places the organism in Eukaryota, Viridiplantae, Streptophyta, Magnoliopsida, Fabales, Fabaceae.
ACCAGUUCUACAAUGCACUUGAGUUGAAGGAAACAAAACAACCCCUUUUUUGCAAUAGCCCUUGAAACUGAACAAAAUUACAAAUUUGCCACCAACUUGACCCGAAUUCAGUUUUUAACUCUCCAUAGCUUCAUGGGUCAAGUUUUAUGACCCGAAAUCUGUUUCGGGCUUUGUUCUUCUUUCUUUCUUCUACUCUACGAUUCUCCUUGACUCUGCGUCACUUCUUCAGACUGCGAGAUUUUGAUUUUCCAUUGACACGAGAAAUGGCAGGGAAAAGCAGUGGAAAGAAGGGAGGGAGAAGAGGGAGAGCGUGUGUGGUGGUUUUGGGCGACAUUGGACGUAGUCCUCGAAUGCAGUACCACGCUGUUUCACUCGCCAAUCAGGCUUCCCUGGAGGUUGACAUUGUUGCAUAUGGAGGUUCAGAGCCCCAUACUGCACUUCUUGCCAACCCAUCUAUUCAUAUUCACUUAAUGCAGUGGUUAUCAAGCAGUCAAAGCUUACCGAAGAUACUUCGACCCAUAAUGCUUUUGUUGAAGCCAUUGGUUCAAUUUUUGAUGCUUCUUUGGUUCCUUUGUGUAAAAAUACCAUCGCCUGAUAUUUUUCUUGUCCAGAAUCCUCCUUCAGUUCCGACCUUGGUGGCAGUAAAAUGGGCUAGUUGGUUGAGAAAUUCAUCUUUUAUUAUAGAUUGGCAUAAUUUUGGGUAUACUCUACUUGCACUGUCAUUGGGAAGAAAUAGUCAUUUUGUCUCCUUAUAUAAAUGGUUUGAGCAGCAUUAUGGAAAAAUGGCAGAUGCUUCUCUCUGUGUAACAAAAGCAAUGCAGCAUGAAUUGGCUCAAAACUGGGGAAUUAAUGCUACAGUUUUAUAUGAUCAGCCUCCUGAUAUCUUUCAUCCAGCUUCACUGGAGGAGAGGCAUGAGUUGUUUUGCAGAUUAAAUGAGGAUAUUUUUCAGCCACUUGGUGUCAGAGAUUGUGUUAGUAAUGGAACUUCAUUGAUUGCUAGUCAUCGCCAAAAUGAGUCUCUGUUUACAACUGAGGUUGGUUCAAACAUAUAUUUGAAUCCAAAUCGACCAGCACUUGUUGUAAGCAGUACAAGCUGGACUCCCGAUGAAGACUUUGGCAUUCUCUUGGAAGCUGCUGUAAUGUAUGAUAGACGUGUUGCUGCCAUAUUAGGUGAAGAUGAUUCGCUAGAUGAGGAGGUCAUAUGGAAGGGAAUAUCUGAUGGAAAACAAUGUUUAUAUCCCAGAUUGUUAUUCAUCAUAACUGGCAAAGGUCCAGAAAAAGAGAAGUACGAGUCAAAAAUAAAGAGAUUGAAACUUAAACGUGUGACAUUUCGUACCAUGUGGCUGUCUGCUGAUGAUUAUCCAUUACUGCUAGGAUCAGCUGAUCUAGGUGUUUGUCUGCAUACUUCGUCAUCAGGAUUAGACCUUCCAAUGAAGGUUGUGGAUAUGUUUGGCUGUGGACUACCUGUUUGUGCUGUUUCAUACUCUUGCAUUAAAGAACUGGUUAGAGUUGACAAAAAUGGUCUUCUCUUCUCUUCUUCAUCAGAGCUAGCUGACGAACUUCUGCUUCUCUUCAAGGGAUUUCCUGAUGACUGUGAUGCUUUGAAGGUCCUCAAAUAUGGUGCAUUAGAAACUGGUUCUUCAGCAAGGUGGGCUACUGAAUGGGAAGAACAUGCCAAGCCACUGAUAACUGAGGUUAUAUCAAGAUUUUGACACUGUUGGUUCUUAGAAGGCAUCUUUAACUGCUCUAACAGCAAAUUGGAUCGAUCUGUUGGCCUUAUCCAGUGGAGAGUUGACUAGUACCAUGUGCUGAUUGCAUGCAUAUUUGAAGUUUUGACAAUUUCCAAGUCAGAGUUACCUUGUACAGAAUAGGUAUGCGGCAGGGUUUCCAACAUCUGUCGUCUUGUGUAUGAAGUUGCAAAUAGAUAUUCUCUGUAAAAAUUGGCUUUAUGUGAUUUAGAAUUUCAUUUUCUUUGACAUGGCUUGAUUCUUGGUCCAUGUUUCAACGAGAGUGAGGUUAUUAUUAUGCUAAA